This is a messenger RNA of Solanum dulcamara, 792 nucleotides long. RefSeq lists its product as uncharacterized. Gene Ontology annotation, cellular component: cytoplasm. The record is from RefSeq and is a predicted model, not a curated record. The transcript is spliced from 3 exons. Lineage: Eukaryota; Viridiplantae; Streptophyta; Magnoliopsida; Solanales; Solanaceae. The coding region runs from base 138 to 587 and encodes 149 amino acids.
UAAUUAAUUAGGAGUAGGCACAUUAUUUUUCCCAUUUUUGUUUCCCUUUCUCCAAGCAAUCCUUAAACCCCAAUAGUUGUCUAAAACCCUAAACCCCAAACAGAGAAAAUUAGCUUUGAAAUAAUUCAGUUAAAAAGAUGGAUGACACUGCUGCAGUUGAAGAGAGAAUUGUGACAGAAAGAAUAAGGCAGAAACUCAACGAAGUGAAUACAGCCGCCCAAACACAACUCUCCGGCGUUCAAGAUCAUGUCCAUUUCACCCUUCAGCAAGCCUACUUCAGAUGUGCGUAUGAGUGCUUUGAUAGAAGGAAAAAACAAGAGGAGAUAGACAACUGUGUGGAGUAUUGCAGUGUUCCUGUUCUUAAAGCUCAGAAUUUUAUUGAGAGUGAAAUGGCCAAUUUUCAGGAAAAGAUGAACAGGUCUCUAAUGGUCUGCCAGGACAAGUUUGAGACCGUUAAACUCCAGAAGAACAAAAGUGAUGCCAUAAAGGAUAUGGAAUCAUGCGUAGACGAGUCAGUUCAAGACAGCAUCAAGACAUUACCACAUCUGGUUGGUAAAUUCAAAGUUUCCCUUGGAAUUACUGAUUAGAGAAAUUUAGCUCGCCAUUUAGGCCCUUUUGUACUUGUCAUAUGUAGUUGGUUUUAGCUAAAUAGACGCCAAAUCCAAAAAAUGCGAUUUAAUGAAAAUCCAUUCAAACCAUAAAUUUCAACCUUAUAUCUUGCUUCUGAAAGUGUUAUAUUUGUACAGGUCAAAAAGCUUAUGUUCAAUUAAGAUAUCCAGUUAUUUCCUUCUA